GUCCGCAGUCUCUGUACUGUCUGCAGUCUCUGGUCAUCCCCUGCACUGUCUGCAGUCUCUGGUCUUCUGUACUAUGUCCGCAGUCUCUGGUCAUUCCCUGUACUGUGUCCGCAGUCUCUGGUCAUUCCCUGUACUGUGUCCUCAGUCUCUGGUCAUUCCCUGUACUGUGUCCGCAGUCUCUGGUCAUUCUCUGUACUGUGUCCGCAGUCUCUGGUCAUUCCCUGUACUGUGUCCGCAGUCUCUGGUCAUUCCCUGUACUGUGUCCGCAGUCUCUGGUCAUCUCCUG
Staurois parvus is the source of this 286-nucleotide messenger RNA. The record is from the annotation of a GenBank genome assembly. NCBI's taxonomy places the organism in Eukaryota, Metazoa, Chordata, Amphibia, Anura, Ranidae.